This is a messenger RNA of Temnothorax curvispinosus, 1676 nucleotides long. RefSeq lists its product as uncharacterized. The record is from RefSeq and is a predicted model, not a curated record. The coding region runs from base 187 to 1368 and encodes 393 amino acids. Gene Ontology annotation, biological process: detection of chemical stimulus involved in sensory perception of smell; sensory perception of smell. Gene Ontology annotation, molecular function: olfactory receptor activity; odorant binding. Gene Ontology annotation, cellular component: plasma membrane. NCBI's taxonomy places the organism in Eukaryota, Metazoa, Arthropoda, Insecta, Hymenoptera, Formicidae. The transcript is spliced from 9 exons.
UCUUGUGAGGUAUAGAAAAUUUUUCAAUUUAAAAGGUAUCAGAUAAUAUACCAACAUUAUCUCGGAUAACAAUGCACUAAGAGCACACAAACCAGAAAAAAAAAACAGUUUCGAAGAAAAAAAGAAAUAAGGGGGAUUUUUUUAUUCUGUACUCAUGUAGUUCAAAGUUCCAACGUGCAAAUCGAAAUGCAUUUAUUUGAAAGUCGCUAUUUCAAUUUCAACCGCCUUCUCAUGUCGUUAAUUGGUCUAUGGCCUUAUCAAAAGCCAGGAUCUAGAAGGAUUAAAAUGAUUCUUGUAUCAUUUUUCCUGGUAGAAGGUAUAAUUGCACAGUUGAUGAGCUUUGUUACGAUUGAAUACAGUAGGGAUCUUCUUACAAAAGUAUUUUCCUUCUCUUUUAUUAUUCUUAUCUGCACUGUAGAAUAUAAUGUGCUAUAUUUCAAAUCGGAACAAGUGAAGUGUCUUUUCGAACAAGUCCUAUAUGACUGGCAUGCUCUAACUGAUGCAGAGGAAAUAGAAAUAAUACAAAAAUACGCGAAUAAAGGGAGAUUAUGUACUAUUAGUGCAGGAUUCCUUCUAUAUUCUGGCAUUCUGGUUUUCUUUUCAUUGUUUUUCGUACCGGACAUUCUUGAUAUUGUGGCACCAUUGAACGAGCCUCGGCGACAUCAAUUGCCUAUCGCAAUCGAAACCUUUUUCGACCAGGAAAAAUAUUUUCUCUUUAUUAUUAUAAACGGCUUAGUAAUCACUCUUAUAGAUUUAACCAUAUUAUUGACCUUUGAAACGUUAUAUGCGGUAUUUAUACAACACGCUUGCGGAUUAUUGAAGCUUACUAGCCAUCGUAUCUUGAACGCAUUCGACGAUCGUUUGCAACAGAUGAGUAUGUUUAAAUCAAAGUGCACCAUCUGUGUUAAAUUGUCUAAAGCUAUUAAAAUUCACAGACGAUCUUUAGAAUUUGCCGAAUGUUUAUGCUCUACUUUUUCUAUCUCCUACUUAAUUUUGUGCAUAUUUGGGAUAGCUUCUUUAAGCAUUAAUUUAUUUGAACUCUUGAAAGCAAUUGAAUCAAAACACACGAGCCAAAUAACCUAUUUUGGUAUAACCGUCUUUGGUCAUUUAUGUUAUAUGUUUUGGGUUAAUUAUUUUGGUCAAAACUUGAUAGACAACAGUGCCGACGUGUUUGCACAAACUUAUAAUGUACAAUGGUACACGGUGUCUCCACAUAUUCAAAAGAAAAUAUUAUUUAUACUACACAGAUCUUCAAAGAAUAUCUUAUUCGAUGUUGGCCAUAUAUUUACAUUCUCAAUGGACGGAAUUGCUACGCUUAUUAACUCGUCUUUGUCAUACUCUAUGCUACUCUAUUCCACCCGGACAUGAUUUAUAUCGAUAUGACAAAAAUAUGGCUACGAUCGUCUAUAAUCCCUUUUUUAUACUUUAAAGAAUGCUAUCACGCAAUAAAACUUACUUCAGCAUGACACGCGAGAUUUUUUUACUAUCAUUUAUCACAAUGAAAUAUAUUUUUCUCACUUAUGGCUUUCUGAAACAGAACACACUCGAAUGUCCUUCACACAUGCAUCGAUGAUAUCUUCUUCAAAUACACUUUCGUACAAUUUGUAAAAGUAAUUUCAAAAAUAACGGUUUCACACGUAUCUUCUCUAGCUUGUCGGUGUCGUAACGUAUUUGCG